GAAAAAUUAAUAAUACACACUCAUUACAUUCUACCAAACCACCCAAGAGUGAAAGAGUAAGAAGGGAAUACAUAUUAACCCAAAAAGGGAAGCGCUUAGGUUAAGGCGUGAAGGAAGUUGGUGAUAGAAAUUGUUGGGGUUUCGGGAUGAGUGGAAGUGAAGAAUUCGUGUACCGCAUCAGCACGAUGGAGGAGUGGGAAUUGCUGCAGAAAACAGGCAGCACUUUUGGCAGGGACCUUGACCGAACCACUGGCUUUAUACAUCUCAGUAAGCUCGACCAGGUUCAAUCAACUUUGCUGAACUUUUUCCUGAAUGUUAAGGAUGAUUUGUACUUGCUGCAAAUCGAUGCUAAAAAGCUUGGGAAUGGGUUGGUUUAUGAAGCUGUCGAUGACUCAAAAGUCUUUCCUCAUUUUUAUGGCCCAUCUCGGAGUUUCAGUCCGCUACCACUAGAUGCAGUCAUUAAAGGGGAGAAGCUAGUGGUGGCCGAUGGUAAAUUUGUAUGCAGCAUGCUCAGUUGAGUGACUUUAUUCCUUGCAUUUCAGUGAUUGUGUUUGUGUGGUGUGUGAAUCCAAACAGAUUUGGGACACUGACUGGGACUGAUGAACUCAUAAGUCUUGCCUUUCUUUGCCUCCUUUUGUUUCGUUUUCUUCCUUUCUGUUGGUUAGUGAUUCUGAGAAAAUAUGCAAUUUUGAUAGCUGAAAAGUAGCCUUUGUCAAUCAUUGGCUACAAAAGCUUGGGUUUAUGUUGGAUUUGGGAAGUCACUGCUCUGCCGCUAGGGAUGGGCAUUUGGUAUGUUGGUUCAGUUUUUAAGAAUUUCGAUUUGGUACUUUGGUUUUUCGAUUGUAUAUACUGAACCAUAGUUUGUUCA
Messenger RNA from Capsicum annuum, 868 nucleotides. RefSeq lists its product as uncharacterized. The transcript has 3 exons. Lineage: Eukaryota; Viridiplantae; Streptophyta; Magnoliopsida; Solanales; Solanaceae. Bases 147 to 518 code for a protein of 123 amino acids. The record is from RefSeq and is a predicted model, not a curated record.